This is a messenger RNA of Cheilinus undulatus (humphead wrasse), 4266 nucleotides long. RefSeq names its product sorting nexin 19a (gene snx19a). The record is from RefSeq and is a predicted model, not a curated record. Gene Ontology annotation, molecular function: phosphatidylinositol binding. Gene Ontology annotation, cellular component: intracellular membrane-bounded organelle; early endosome membrane. NCBI's taxonomy places the organism in Eukaryota, Metazoa, Chordata, Actinopteri, Labriformes, Labridae. The transcript has 19 exons. The coding region runs from base 1061 to 3775 and encodes 904 amino acids.
CCAGGAAGGACCUUUCUCUUCAGAGGACUCACGUUUGGACACAACUGGUCACUCACAGUCCAACUGGCUGUUUGUCAAUGCUGUCAUGUCUGCAGUUCCUGCAGCAGUCAGCAGGAGAGAAGCAGAACUGGACCUGCCAGACUCAAAACAACAAUAACUCAGAGCAAAGGAUUUGUGUUUGGUGAGUUUCUUCCUUCAUCUUGAGACGAAAGAAAUCUGGAGAACAAACUUGCCUACCUGGAGUGAAGGACUGACAGCAGACAGACUUGUCUGGACAAUGGUGGCUUUAUGAUAUUCUACGAUGAAAGGAAAGAAGACACCAUAAUUUAAUUGGUGUCCUGCUUUGUACUGAAGCAUUGGCCUACACUGCUCAUCAUGCCUGACUCCAUCUGAUUCCAGUGGAUGUCUUGACCAUCAAAGCUGGAGUAUGUCCUACUGCUCUCUGUUUUAUCGCAGAUCUCCCUCUUUCUGUUUCGUCUGUGGCCACAUCCUCUGCUCCUCUGACCGGCACAGACAUGCAUCGAGUACUGCAGCUGCCUCCGCCACCACGGUCAGCUGGGAUCUCUGGAGCUCAGUCAGAGGGUCCAUUGGAAGAGUCCUGGAUGUGCCACACUUCUUCUGUUUGAGAAUUAUGUUGGCCACUGUGCUCUUGGGAACCUUCAGUGCAGCAGACUCUUUUUGUAGCCUUCCCCAAGAUCUGUGCCUGUCAACAAUCCUGUUUCUGAGUUCUGCAGACAGUAAAAGCAGCAUUAGAAAUGCAGCCUCUUGCCCGACCAUGUGUGAGAAGCUUGACAAGAUUCCCAAACACAGACAGAGCUGAACUAAACUGGAGGAUAUCUGCUCCUUAUGGCACAUUCCAGCCUUUUACUGACACGGAGAUCUGUUGGACUAGUUCCUGUCCAUAUGGGCUGUGAGUGUCUGUUGACCUGCAGUCUGAUCCUGAUAAUCUUUGUUGAAGGAUUAAAGCCAUGUUCAGGAAGAGAAGGACGUCUUUAACUGCCUGUGUUCGUUUAGUAGAGCUCCAAGAACCUUAAAGGACCUAUGACACCUACAGACAGAGAUGCCAUCCACAAAGGUGUCUAAUCACUGGUCUCUGUCAGAGGUUCUGGGUCAGCGGCGGUUGUUGGGACUGGGAGCUCUGCUGGCAUGGCUUGUACUCUUCCACCUCCUUGUGAACGUCUGGCUACUCUGCAUCUUCACCAGCCUCCUGGUGGUUCUUGGGGGCUGGUUGGGGUCCCGUGCUAUGCUGGAUGCAAACAGUGUUCUCCACCUAGAACAUUUUCUGCCUCUUGGUAAAGUGAACCCGCCACUGUCUUCACCUGAACACGAGUGGAGGUUGAACCAUGAGAUCCACAGCGUCGUCCACAAAGCUGUGCGUGACUUUGUUUCCUCGUGGUAUCGAACUCUGCUGCCGGGGGUGGAGGGGGAGUUUGAACAUGCUGUGCGUAACUCGAUGUUGGAGUCAGUGAUGGAGCUGAAGGAGCGUGCGUGUCGUCUGGACAGAAAAGCGCUGGUUCAACGGCUGCUUGAGCUCUAUGGUGGUCACCUACAGAGCUACAUGACAGCGAGGCAGAUACAGUCGACUGAGAAGGGGAGAAUCAGCCUGUGGCAGCUCUACAGUGAAGUAGACUCCCCUCACCCUGCUGUGAACAGUGCAGCCACCGAGCUCACCUACUCCAGAGCUCUAGUAAACCUCGUCUUACAUGUGCUUGUUCCGUAUCCUCAGAUGGAAACAAGAACCGGAGGUUAUGUAGUCACAGAACUCAUCACCUGCAACGUGCUGCUGCCUCUCAUUAGCAGGGUGUCUGAUCCUGACUGGCUCAACCAAACCAUCGUGGACAUAAUCACCAGGUCCAGAGAACCAAUCAACCAAUCAAUCAAUGUGGAUGAGCUCCCUGCAGAUGCUUUGUACAGGUGUCCAAUUCAGCAGGAGUCCUGGACCACAUGCAAGUCAGAGUCUUCUUCUGAUCAUGCAACAUUUGCCAGCAGAAGCUUCUCAGACUGUGAUGAGCUGCAGAGUCAGAGGGAUUCAUCACAGGGCAGCAUGGUCAGCCUGAUUUCUGCAGGGAGAGUAGAAGGAUGCCACCCAGGUUUGCUCAAGCCAUGCAAAGUCAACUGCUGUUCUCUCACAUCCAGAAAUUACUGCCGCUCAUCAGAGACUAAAUUGACUUGUUUAGACUCCUUGAUUCAGUCUGACUCUGAUGAUGACCUCAGAGGAGGCCUCUGUGACUGUGGUCCUCCAAAGAAUUUCUGUACUAUUAAAGAUGAUGAAGACUUUGGCUGCUUCGCUCCUCUGAAAAAUCUGGGGCCAAAGGCGGUGGCGCCUGAGGACUCCCCAUGGCCGGCCGGCAUAGCCCAGGAGAAAUCUCCAGUUCUUUCUCCAAGAGGACUUUGUCUGAGCCCCUGCAGCUUUGAUCCCCCAAACAACCUGGCUGCAGCUGUGAACAUCCGGAACGUGCAGAUUUCUGGAACAGUAAAUGCCAUGGAGCAGCGCAGUACAGGCUUACACCCCUUCACUCUUUACACUAUAAAGUUUGAGACUUUGUCUGAAGCCAAGACAGAUGGUGGUCAGCAGCCCGCAUCCUGUCGCACUGUCAACAGGAGGUACAGCGAGUUCCUCAACUUACAGACCCGUUUAGAGGAGAAGCCUGAAGUCAAGAAGUUGAUCAAGAAUGUCAAAGGUCCAAAGAAGAUGUUCCCUGACCUCCUGUUUGGAAAUGCAGACAGUGAAAAGGUCGAAGCCCGUAAAGGUCAACUGGAUACAUUCCUGAAACAAUUAAGCAGCAUCCCCGAGACAUCGAACAGCGAGGACAUGCAGGAGUUCUUGGCUCUGAACUCAGAUGGUUGCACUUAUUUUGAAAAAAAGCCUUUCACCAAAUCAAGAAUUGAUAAGAUGGUGGAAAACGCUUUGGACACAUUGAAAACAGCGUUCCCUCAUCCUGAUCUCAACAGUCCGACAGAGGAGUCUGAAGGAGACGCUGAUGGAAGAACAGUGGACAACAGAAAAUACAGCAGGAGACUCAUGAGCAAAAUUUCCCCUCUCAACAUACCCGACCUUCAUCCUAAAGUGACGUACUGCUUCAGUGAGGGCAGCUCUGUCCUCAAUGGAAUGUCACUGUCAGGCCUGGAGAACUUUGUCCAAGAGCAGGAGAGACUUCUGUGUGAGCCGGAUGGGAAAAAGACGAGAAGACAGAGUUGUGAGCAGUCAGGAAAAGACAAGAAGACUUCAGGGAAAACUCACAGCACAGACACAGCUGUGGCAGAUGUUGCUUUGAACAUUUUAUGUCUGCUGAUGAAGGAUCAGUGGAGCUGGCUGUGCACAGAAAACAUACAGAAGACCAUCAGGCUACUCUUUGGCACCUUCAUUGAGAGCUGGCUAGAUGUAGGAGUCGCUCACCUUACCAGCGCCCCCUGCUGGGUGAUUUACCUACAAGUGCUGCAGGAAGCUGUAUGGCCUGGUGGCACAUUGCCUGCUCAACCACGACCUGAGCGCAGCGCUGCAGAAAGAGAGGAGACCAAGAAGCAAUGCCUGGACUGUCUGAUGCAGCUGCUCCCAGAACUGAUAACGGACCUGCUGGGAAGUGAGAAGUACAGAAAGAGCCUGGAGAUGAUGCUGGAGUCUUUACAGGAUCAUCAGAUAAACAAACAUCUGAUCUACUGCAUCUGUGACCUGCUGCUGGAGUUUCUUAUCCCUGAGUCAUGUGAUGAGGCCUUCCAGAAGUCUCUGCUGCAGAGCCUGUCCAGGGACACAGAAAGGGACAACUCACAUGUAUGAUCAGAUCAGCAUGGGAUACCUCAGAAGUGUAAGACAUUUGAUAAUGGUCUUCAGUAUCAGGAGUGUGGUGAUGGGAUAGAUACUGAAGUCACGACCUGAUUGGUCUGUGCUAACAGGGGUUUGGUCGUCUGUAAGUAACUGUUAUGUUAUGUUAACAGGAAAAAAGAUAAGACAGCUAUUGGUCUUAAAAAGAAAGAUAAGCGUCAGCAUGCAACCUGAACUGGCUAUACUACUACACAAAUGUGAAAAUCAUGUACUAAAAUAAUACCAGGAGAGAAAACAGGUGUUUUUGAGCAACUUUUCUCUGUUUAAUAUUUUAUUUGUAUCUUUUUUCAGUGUGAACAAGUGAGAACAUUUGUCAGAUAUUACACUUCAUUUCUACUGGGUUGUGUGUGCAUCUAGGUAUAUUUUUGUUUUGUAUCUGAAUUAAUAUUUUUUAUAACUAUAAUUCCUCAUCUAAUGUGUUUGAAUAUUUGUUUUAAGAGCUUUUA